Molecule: messenger RNA, 1458 nt
Organism: Xiphias gladius (swordfish)
Lineage: Eukaryota; Metazoa; Chordata; Actinopteri; Istiophoriformes; Xiphiidae
Gene: tppp2
Product: tubulin polymerization-promoting protein family member 2
Exons: 4
Coding region: 127-663 (178 amino acids)
Biological process (GO): positive regulation of protein polymerization; microtubule bundle formation; microtubule polymerization
Cellular component (GO): microtubule
Molecular function (GO): tubulin binding
Source: RefSeq, a predicted model, not a curated record
GACAGAGGAGAGCCAGAGGAGAAAGACGAAGAUAAAGGAGGAGGAAGAUCAAGAGGUUGAGCAGCUGUACAUGAAUUAGGAUUUUCCUGAAUAUUUUCAGAGCAUCCUUCCAUUUACGGCAGCAGCAUGGCUGAGGGCUCAGUGUCUGUAGCAGGGGUGGAGAACUCCUUCCAGAAGUUUGCAGUCCACGGGGACAGCAAGGCCACAGGGAAGGAGAUGAACGGCAAGAACUUUGCUAAGCUCUGCAAGGACUGCCACAUCACUGAUGGCAAGAACGUCACCACCACUGAUGUUGACAUAGUUUUCAGCAAAGUCAAGCCAAAGUCAGCUCGUGUAAUCACAUUUGAGCAGUUCAACCAGGCCCUGACUGAGUUGGCUCCCAAGCGUUUUAAAGGCAAAAACAAGGAGGAGGCGCUACAGCAGCUCUAUGGUCUUAUUGUUGGGAAGGAGCCUUACAAUGUCGGAGUCACUAAAGUGGCAAAGGCAGCAGCAGUGGACAGACUGACUGAUACCACCAAAUACACUGGAUCACAUAAGGAGCGGUUCAGCGAGUCUGGCAAAGGAAAAGGGAAGGCCGGGCGUGAGGACAUCCCAGACAACAGUGGCUAUGUGUCAGCUUACAAGGGCAGCGGCACUUAUGAUGACAAAGUGAAGGAGGCAUAAUCCUGCUGAAGGUUAAUGAUGACCUGACCCUGAAUAGGGGUCUUUAAAAUCAUUGGCUAUUCCAUUUUUUUUGGGACAAAAGAUAUAUACAUAUGCACUGUGGGAAAACAAUUCAACAAAAAAAUAUAUAAUUGGAGUUCCAACAACCAGGAUGGGAAACGAAAAAAAGAAAUCAAAAGAUAAUGCGUUUUUUAUUUUUAACCUGCAGUGAUCACAGCAAUUUUAAUGGGUUGUAGCAUGAACAACUGAUAGUGCUGUAAAUAUAUUUUCACUUUACAGGGGCCAAAAGAUUAAACUGCACUUGUAGCCAAGCUUGCUUUUUAGAAACUAACUCUGCUUUGUAGUUUAGCUUAACACCGUGCCUUACUAUUGAUGUAGCCACUAGCGUGAAUGCUCUGAUAUAAUGUGCUGCUAUUCUCAGCUAACUUGAUGCAAUAGAUGAUCUUUUAGCUGGUUUCAAGAAAUAACAUUAUGUCUGUAGUCACUCCUUCACUUGUUAAGCAAAUCAUUUUAAAUUUCAGUGCCUUGUGCUACAUAACCGAUCAGUACCCAUUAUUUCUCUUGUCAUGGAAUUUAUUGUUAUGAUUAAAUCACAGGUGUUUUCCAAGUACAUUAUGUAUAGAGAGGUAACAAGCAGUGAAGAACACAGAGUUAGACUCCACUGAUGAAGCUAAAAACAUUUGGGGUGCUCUUACAUUGUCUGUAUUCCUUAUUUCUCGAUGCUCAUAUGAUGUAUCCUUUCACAUUGUUUUACAUUCUUCCUAGGUUGAAUGAAUUAAGAACAUCCUCUUUCUC